This is a messenger RNA of Alternaria novae-zelandiae, 936 nucleotides long. RefSeq lists its product as uncharacterized. Lineage: Eukaryota; Fungi; Ascomycota; Dothideomycetes; Pleosporales; Pleosporaceae. The transcript is spliced from 5 exons. The record is from RefSeq and is a predicted model, not a curated record. Gene Ontology annotation, molecular function: DNA binding; zinc ion binding. The coding region runs from base 1 to 936 and encodes 311 amino acids.
AUGGGUGUCUAUCGCGUCGAGGUCUCCCCUAACAACCGCGCUGGCUGUCAAGUCAAGGAAUGCAAAGAAGCUGGCUCAAAGAUCACAAAGGGCCAGUUCCGCUUUGCGGUUCAGGUCACCAUCCAUGAGCAUGUCAGCUGGCAAUACCGCCAUUGGGGAUGCGUUACCCCCAAGCAGAUUGAGAACCUGAUCGAGGUGUCCGGAGGCGACACUGACAUGGUCGACGGCUACGACGAGUUGCCUGCAGAGUUCCAGGAGUCGGUCAAGUUUGCGCUGGAGAACGGCCAUAUCCCAGAUGCCGACUGCACGCAUCCUGAGGAUGUUGAAUAUAACCGACCAGGCGCUAAGAAGCCUCGAGCGAAGAAAGCCAAGAAGGCCGACGACGAGGACGGCGAUGACGCGGACGAGAAACCUAAGAAGAAGCCCGCAGCCAAGGGCAAGAAGAACGCCGUCAAAGACGAAGACGAUGAGGACGCGCCUGCGCCAGCCCCGAAGAAGCGCGGUCCCAAAGCCAAGAAGGUCAAGGAUGAAGAGGAGGAGGAUGCCCCAGCUCCCGCCCCGAAGAAGCGUGGUCGGCCAGCCAAGAAAGCGGUCGCUGAGGAAGAAGACGGCGACGAGGAAGAGGCAGCUCCUCCGGCCAAGAAGGCUCGUGCCAGCGGCAGGACCAAGAACGCCCCCAAGUACAACGACAGCGAGGACGAGGCCCCUGCCCCCAAGAAGGCCCGCGGCAAGAAGGCUGCGCCCAAGCAAGAGCCAGUAGACGAAGACGAGGAUAUGGCUGAGGAUGCCCCGGCUCCCAAGAAGGCCCGAGGCAGGAAGGCCGCAGCGGCCAAGGUCGAGCCUGAGGCCGGCAGUGACGUCGAGGAGGAAGCUCCCGCGCCUAAAAAGGUUCCCCAGAAGAGGGGCCGCAAGAAGGCUGUCGCAGCCGACGAGUAA